This is a messenger RNA of Rotaria socialis, 891 nucleotides long. NCBI's taxonomy places the organism in Eukaryota, Metazoa, Rotifera, Eurotatoria, Philodinida, Philodinidae. The record is from the annotation of a GenBank genome assembly.
AUGGGUAUUAUACCACUGAUUUAUGCUCAAUAUAAUAGUCCAAAUCCAUUUUUUACACUUGUCUAUUUUUGCAAGAUUCGUGUGUAUGUUAAUCAAUGGAGUGCUAUGUCAUGUCGAUGGUUAUUAGUCAUGGCAUGUGUUGGCCGUUGUUUUGCAUGUUCAGCGAGUGCUUAUCUAGUUCGUUUUCUCAGAAUCAAUCUAGCUCGCCGAAUAGCAAUCGGCAUUAUAAUCAUGUGGAUGAUAUUACCUAUUUAUACAUUAAUAUUUGUCAAUAUUAUUACACCUGUUAAUACUGGAUGUUUAGUAAUUGAUAAAGAUGUGGCUAUUUAUCAUGGCGUUUACACAAUUGUCAUGGGCGGUGUAUUGCCACCUUUAGUUGCGAUUGCAUGUACUCUAUUAAUUUGGAAACGUAUCAAGGGGAAAAAUCAACGCAGAGCGAUGACUAUAAUGAAUAGAGCAGAAAGUCAUAAAAACAGUCGUGAUCAUCAAGUAUUAGUCCUACUGUUUCCUCAAGUAGCUAUGUUUAUCCUGUCCACGAUUCCAUUUAUGUCGAAUAACUUAUACACAAGCUUGACAGCAGAAAUAUUAAAUAAACCCAUCGAUCGUCGAGCUAUUGAAGGUUUCGCGCAAGCGAUGACGGAACUGUUUGUUUAUAUAUUUCCAGCGUCAUCAUUCUAUUCAAACGCAUUGGUAUCACGAAGGUUUCGUAAGGAAUGGAUCGCUACCAUGAAACACUUUGCUAAAUGUAUUUUGCGAGGAAAACGUAGAAUCAUUCCAAUUAUUCAAGCUCAAGGAAAGUUCGCCAUCAAUGAAAUACCACCAGCAAUGAUUAGGAUAUCGCCACUGAAUAAUUUUAAUCACUCAGAUUUGGUAAACGAACAAUACAAAUAG